UGACCUCCGUGACCCCAGACCCCCAGACCUCAGGCCCAACAACCUCGCGGUUCUGGGACCCCGCUCUCUAGGGCCUGGCUGUUGCCGCCUAGAAGCUAGGCGCAAGAUUGACAGGCUGCACAGCCAAUGGAGUCUCGCGUGGUAGACCUGGUGUCCAAUCAGAGAGCAGCUACGGACUCAGGGCUAGGAUCUACCCCCUGACGCUCAAGGACCGCGGGGCCGGGAGGUGGAGAGCAUCAACGUCAGCUGAUAGGGUCCGAGCACCAGGAGUGCGCGCGCCGGCAGUGGCGGUGAGCCUGGUGUGCUGCAGCCGAGGAGCAUCAUGGAGGAGCAUCCUCAGGAGGCUGAGAAAGACAGUAAGGGACAGGUUGAGGAUGCCUGGAGACGUGGAAUUUCACCUCUGCCUGAACACAUGGAAAAGGACAGCCUUCCUCCAUGUCGAUGGAUCUGCACAGAGACAGCCCCUUACAGGUGGAGAUCUCUGACGCAGUAAGUGAGAGGGGCAAAGUGAAGUUCACAGUGCAAACCAAGAGCCGCCUCCCUCACUUUGCCCAGCCUGAGUUCUCAGUGGUGCGGCAGCAUGAGGAGUUCAUCUGGCUACAUGACACCUACUUGGAAAACGAGGAGUAUGCUGGCCUCAUUAUCCCCCCAGCCCCUCCCAGGCCAGACUUCAAGGCUUCAAGGGAAAAGCUACAGAAGUUGGGUGAGGGAGACAACUCCAUCACCCGGGAAGAGUUUGCCAAGAUGAAGCAGGAGUUGGAAACGGAGUACCUGGCUAUCUUCAAAAAGACUGUGGCUAUGCAUGAAGUUUUCCUGCAGCGCCUGGCAGCCCAUCCCACCCUGCGUCAAGACCACAACUUCUUUGUCUUUUUGGAAUACAGUCAGGAUCUGAGUGUCCGAGGGAAGAACAGGAAGGAGCUCCUGGGGGGGUUUCUGAAGAACAUCGCGAGGUCUGCAGAUGAAGUCCUCAUCACUGGCAUAUCAGGGCUCAAGGAGGUAGAUGACUUCUUUGAGCACGAGAGGACCUUCCUACUAGAAUACCACACCCACAUCCGAGAUGCCUGUCUGAGAGCGGACCGUGUCAUGCACUCUCACAAGUGUCUGGCAGAUGACUAUAUCCCCAUCUCUGCAGCAUUGAGCAGUCUUGGAACCCAGGAAGUCAACCAUCUAAAGAUGAGCUUCCUGAAAUUGGCAGAGCUCUUUGAACGACUUCGGAAGCUGGAGGGCCGGGUGGCGUCUGAUGAGGACCUGAAGCUGUCCGACAUGCUGAGGUACUACAUGCGAGACUCACAGGCAGCCAAGGACCUACUAUACCGGAGACUGCGGGCACUGGCCAACUAUGAGAAUGCCAACAAGGCACUGGACAAGGCUCGCACAAAGAACCGGGAAGUGCAACCAGCCGAGAGCUACCAACAGCUGUGCUGCCAGCACUUUGAGCGGCUCUCUGACUCUGCCAAGCAGGGUGAGUCCCGAAGCCUGGCACACAAUGGGCUGCCUACCCUGCCUCUCUUCAUCCCUUUACCUUCUCCCCAGAGCUCAUGGACUUCAAGUCCCGCCGGGUCUCCUCCUUCCGUAAGAACCUCAUUGAGUUGGCAGAGCUGGAGCUCAAACACGCCAAGGCCAGCACUCUGCUUCUCCGGAACACCCUUGUGGCCCUAAAGGGAGAGCCUCAGUGCAACCUGGGACCUUAGUGCAGCUGUCCUACCCCACCUCCAGCCCUCUCUUCUCCUGCAAGUUACUUCCCUUCCCUACCCAAUAGCCACACCCUCAAGCUUAUCGUCCUGGGAAAAGUAGACCCUAAGGUACCUGGCCUUGCAAGACAGGGCAACAUGGGAACCCUGCUUGGUCACAGGUAAGCAGAGUCCCAGGGACCCUGCCUCCCCUCUUCCCGCCCCAAGCAGGCUGUCAGCCUCCAACAGCACCCUACCUCUGGCCUUUGAAGAACAGUUCAUUGGCUCCCUACUUGAACCUGUGUUUCACAAAUAAAGAGCCUGGUUUUAUAUCCA
Molecule: messenger RNA, 2006 nt
Organism: Nannospalax galili (Upper Galilee mountains blind mole rat)
Lineage: Eukaryota; Metazoa; Chordata; Mammalia; Rodentia; Spalacidae
Gene: Snx32
Product: sorting nexin 32
Exons: 13
Coding region: 436-1659 (407 amino acids)
Cellular component (GO): endosome
Molecular function (GO): phosphatidylinositol binding
Source: RefSeq, a predicted model, not a curated record